AUAAAGUCCCGUAUAUAUCUUACACUGGGACUUCGAGGCUACCUUCAGUUUUCCGCUUACCAGGUGAAGUGUGGAGUUCAUUCGAGCGUUACUACAGUCUGCGAAGUGGCAUGGAAUUGAUAUCGAGAAAGGAUAUCGAUCAUGAUCACGAAGUGCGCCUCUAGCUUCUUGUUUGCUCUCCUCGCUUCUCAUAUAGUCGCUAACAGUGGUUUGAGAUGCUACGACUGUUCCGACAACAAUCGGGGAAAUUGCCAAGCUACAGACGCUAAUAAACAGAAUGGCUACAUACGAGGUGUCGAUUGUGGAUCGAAUGGGUCGUGCGCUGUCGUGUCGUCGUAUGUAGGAGUAGAUAGGAGAAUGGUGGUUAGGAAGUUGGCUUGCUAUAGACCUUGUAAUGAGACGUCUAGCUGUGGUGGUGACACACUGUGUGUGACGUGCUGUGAAAGUGACUAUUGCAACGUAGGAGAUCAACAGGGUAAAGACGCUGGCCAGACUGAUGGAGAUUUCCAUUGUCAGAAGGGCCUGUUUAAAUGUCAUACUCAAGAACUAUGUCUCGACCAAUCAUCAAUAUGUGAUGGCUCAUUCGACUGUGACGAUCACAGCGAUGAAACAAACUGUCCAACAGAUUCAACUCAAGUGACAGCUGUAAAUGAUACAGGCGACAACUAUGUGUGUCCCUCAAUAAUGAUGUUUCUCUGUAAAUCCGACAUGGUGUGCAUAAGUGGUGCCUCACGAUGUGAUGGUCAGAGUGAUUGCUCCGAUUCCAGUGACGAGACAAACUGCAAAUCAAAUUGUACACAAGGAGACUUCAAAUGCAGUGGUGUGUGUGUCCCAGCGUGGAAGGUCCGUUGUAAUAGCAUUAUCCAGUGCACCGGAGGCAAAGACGAACUCGGCUGCUCUGCUCCGUGUGCUAGCGAUUUAUUUCAAUGUGGGGACGCAACAUGUAUUCUAGGCAAUAAAAAAUGUGACGGGUACCCCCAAUGUGGAGACUACUCAGACGAGACAAAUUGCACCUCUAGUUGUAAAAAGGGAGAGUUUCUGUGCGACAACGGGCAUUGCGUAGAUCAAAUAGUCGUUUGUGACGGUGGCAACAACUGCUGGGAUCGGUCGGACGAGAGGAACUGUAGUCCAUGCUUUGAUGGUUCGUUCCGUUGUUGGGAUCCUGUCCACAGCGACAAUUGUUAUCUUGACACGGAGCGAUGCGAUGGACACUUUCACUGUAAACAAGGUGCAGAUGAAAAAGGCUGUGGUGCUUGUGAUCCAGAUCAGUUUGCGUGUGAAAUAACUCAGGCAGAUGCGUCUCAUUGUUACGAUUCCUCGCAGUUGUGUGACGGACGUAUCGAUUGUAACAAGAAUCAGGCGGAUGAGUCUAAUCCUCUUUGCCAGUCUAACUAUCAAAAGUGUCCAACUGGUCUGUAUUCGUGUCUGUUGAAAGACAGCGAAGGCACACAAUGUUAUGAUGCCGUUCGUAGAUGUGAUGGUAUAGCCGACUGUCGACCAUCGGCAUCCGAUGAGACUGGCUGUUCACAUAAAUGCGACCACUUUUGUAAGGACACGUUUCAAUGUUGGAACGAGACGAACAGAUGUGAUGGAAAGUAUUUCUGUCCAGAUUUUUCCGAUGAGGAAGGAUGCGGAUUAUGCCUGUUUGAUCAAUUCCUCUGCCGAAAUAGCAACAAGUGCUUCCACAGAUCUGACAUGUGCAAUGGCAUUAGAGACUGUUGGGAUGGAUUCGAUGAAAUGUAUUGCUCUAAAGACACAUGUGGUGGUAUAGAUCAACUGUAUCCUGCAGCAGAGAGAUGUAACGGUAGGGUGUUUUGCACAUCAGGAGAAGACGAAAAAGGAUGUGGUCCAUGUCGUCCUGAUCAGUUUACAUGCGGCGGGAGCGAACUGACGACAUUGUGCUAUGACCAGCACCAACGCUGUAAUGAACAUGCUGACUGCCCGAGUCCUUCUGUUGAUGAAAUGAACUGUGUCUUCAGCAGUGAUUCGCAUGUAGUAGGUUCAGAUCAUCCAAGAACAGGACCGACUGCCAUCAAUCUCCCACAGAAGGCAUUCAGUAGCAAAGCCAUCAUUGCUAUCAUCUCUAUGUUGUUGGCUGUCACAGUCAUAUGUACUCUCAUUGCUGGCUUGUGCCUUAAGCGGCGGCGGCGGCGGCGGCGGCAGCAGUAUACGACUGAAAGAUCCUCUGUUUCAACAAACGAUUUGCUUCCACCACCGUACAGCGAAACGGAUGUUGGCAAUGUCUACUUUAACAACAGGCUACAGAUUCAAGAUCGUUUGACAUUCAUUGGGUUUCCAUCAAGUGAAAAUGAUGACGAUCUGCCGUCUUACGAAGAAUCGUUACUAUUGGCAGACACUAACACUAUGAUUAAUGGAACACACGAUGGACAGGCAGUGAAUGAGGCACAAGAUGACUAUUUACUUCCUUCUGAACAGGAGAUAGAUCACACAAAUGACGAGGAAGGAAACCCAGUCGAUAGGUUGCUGUAG
Molecule: messenger RNA, 2490 nt
Organism: Corticium candelabrum
Lineage: Eukaryota; Metazoa; Porifera; Homoscleromorpha; Homosclerophorida; Plakinidae
Product: sortilin-related receptor-like
Exons: 15
Coding region: 142-2490 (782 amino acids)
Cellular component (GO): plasma membrane
Molecular function (GO): protein binding
Source: RefSeq, a predicted model, not a curated record